Messenger RNA from Nylanderia fulva, 632 nucleotides. Its product is annotated as endocuticle structural glycoprotein SgAbd-4-like. Gene Ontology annotation, cellular component: chitin-based extracellular matrix. NCBI's taxonomy places the organism in Eukaryota, Metazoa, Arthropoda, Insecta, Hymenoptera, Formicidae. Gene Ontology annotation, molecular function: structural constituent of chitin-based larval cuticle. The record is from RefSeq and is a predicted model, not a curated record.
CAUCCUACUUGUGACAUGGUAGCCAUCGGUGCAUCAAACCGCGGUGGUGUUGGUGAUGCCUUCAGGGGUAUAUAUACGACGAGCGCUGCGGGGCUUGAUAAACACUUGCCCAUCAGCGAUUACUGCUGCAGCAUGUACACGUCAUUGGUAAUCUUGGUCGCGUUGGCAGCGUGCGCCUCAGCAGCGCCCGCUGAUGACGUGGUACCGAUCGUCAGCCAAAGCCAGGAGGGUCCCAACCCGGAUGUCUACAAGUGGAGUUACGAGGCUGGUAACAGCAUCAAGGCCGAGGAGGAAGGCCACCUGGAGGACGCCGGCACCGACAACGAGGCGAUGACGGCGGAGGGCGGAUUCAGUUACACUGGCGACGACGGUCAACCGAUCUCCCUGACGUACAAGGCCGACAGGAACGGUUUCCAACCGGUGGGUGCUCAUCUACCCACUACACCGGAAAUCCCGCCACUGAUACAGAAGGCACUCGAGUGGAUCGCGGCUCAUCCAUCCAAGGAUGACGAGAACCAGGUGUAGACCUGCGCUACCGUUCAACAUAUAUGUGAUCUCACGAGCUCUCAUGUAAUUAUUACGCCAACACGAAUGGAAGACGAGACCCACGAUAUACUCGAUGAUAUACCGGA